AUGGGGAUGGAGGCAGGUGCUCCUGCUCCUAGAUCGAGGAAGAGGAAAGCACCGGCUAUUCCCGGAACCGAUGGGGACGGAGGAGGCGCCGGCGGUGGCCGCCUCAGCGACCUUCCCGACGCCGUCUCGCUCAGGCCGCCUGCGAUGGAGAUGGAAACGGCGGUCGCGGCGGCGACUGCAGAAGGGGACGCCUCGGAAUCUACGGCGGAGGACCGCCUCAGCGGCCUUCCCGACGGCGUCCUCGGGGACAUCGUCUCGCUCCUCCCCACCAGGGAAGGCGCACGCACCCAGGUCCUCUCCUCCCGGUGGCGCCAUCUCUGGCGCUCCGCCCCGCUCAACCUCGAUCACCGCUCGCUCUGCGACCACCCGGACGACUUCAACGCCGUCGUGUCGCGCGUCCUCGCCGCCCACCCGGGCCCCGGCCGCCGCUUCUCCGCACCCGUCUACCACCUCUGGGGCGAUCGAGCCACCGCCGCGGAUGCCUGGCUCCGGUCCCCGGCCCUCGACAACCUCCAUGAGCUUGAGCUGUGCAGCUACAACUACAGAUUGCUGUAUCCGCCAGCGACGCCACAACCGCCGCCCAAAGCCGCCUUCCGCUUCUCAGACAGCCUCUGUGCUGCCACCAUAGGAGAGUGCUACCUUCCCCACAGCACCGUUCAGGGGCUUCACUUCCCUAAGCUUCAGAAGCUCGCGCUUGAGCGUGUCACUAUCUCCGAAUCCUCAUUGCACGCCAUGAUUGCUUCUUGCCGCACUCUGGAGUGUUUGCUGAUUCAGAAUUGCUUUGGCAUCCGUUGUGUCCGAAUCAACUCCAUUAGUCUCAGAGGCGUAGGUGUGAGAGCUUAUAAUUAUCGAAAAGAGCUCAACAUUGGGGAACUCGUCAUUGAGAAUGCCCCUUGUCUUGAAAAUUUACUCCACGGUGGUUUCCAUGAGUCCCCACAUAUAUCGGUAGUCUCCGCGCCUAAACUGAAGACUUUAGGCUGCCUCUAUUCUAAUUGUAAUACCACACUCGUGUUCGAAUCGACAAUUAUUCAGGUAGCUGCAGCCUUCAUGGGCCUUCUUAUCGGCAUUUUUGUGUUCAGAUGA
This is a messenger RNA of Triticum dicoccoides, 1083 nucleotides long. RefSeq names its product F-box/LRR-repeat protein 25-like. The record is from RefSeq and is a predicted model, not a curated record. The coding region runs from base 1 to 1083 and encodes 360 amino acids. Gene Ontology annotation, molecular function: protein binding. The transcript has a single exon. NCBI's taxonomy places the organism in Eukaryota, Viridiplantae, Streptophyta, Magnoliopsida, Poales, Poaceae.